UCGAUUCAUCUCCGAUUGAGCCUCCUAUUGCUUCUCGCUUCACAUUUGUGAUGUGGAAUGUUGCUGGAUGUUUUUUAAACAGGAAUAAUCGCUCAGAUUCGUGUAUUUGCCGCUGAAAAUAGAAUGAACGUUUGUGUCUUUGUAUAGUCACGUCGUAGUCGCACAGCUGCUUCACUUUCUGUUGUAGUGUCGUUACAUUAAGGGUUGAAAUGUCGGCGUCGGAAGGAGCCAAAAACACGAAUACGGAACCAUGGGGUGGUUUUGAUGACAACAUUAUGAUUCAGGGCAGUGGCUCGGCGGUUAUAGACAUGGAGAACAUGGACGACACCUCUGGCUCCAGCUUUGAGGACAUGGGAGAAAUGCAUCAGCGUAUGAAGGAAGAGGAGGAAGUGGAAGCUGAGGCCGCAGCUACUGAGGACGACACUGGAGAAGAUGGAGAGUUCCUCGGCAUGAAGGGCCUUAAAGGCCAGCUAGGAAGACAAGUUGCCGAUGAGGUUUGGAAAGCAGGCAAGCGUGAGGCCUCAAAAGCCUUUAACCUGUAUGCGAACAUCGACAUCCUCCGACCUUACUUUGACGUUGAGCCUAUUCAAGUGAGAAACCGAUUAAUUGAAUCCAUGAUUCCACUCAAAAUGAUCAAUUUUCCACAGAAAAUUGCUGGGGAGUUGUAUGGACCAAUGAUGCUGGUGUUCACUCUGGUGGCCAUCCUGCUUCAUGGCAUGAAGACAUCUGGAACUGUUAUCAGAGAGGGCACACUGAUGGGAACUGCCAUUGGGACAUGUUUUGGCUACUGGCUUGGAACAUCGUCCUUCAUCUAUUUCGUGGCUUAUCUUUGCAAUUCUCAGAUCACCAUGCUCCAGAUGUUGUCUUUACUGGGCUAUGGUCUCUUUGGCCACUGCGUGGUCCUUUUCAUCACCUACAAUGUCCACUUUCACUCCCUGUUCUAUAUUCUAUGGCUGGUAAUCGGAGGACUUUCGACACUUCGAAUGGUGGCUGCGCUGGUUUCCCGUACAGUGGGUAAAACGCCUCGUCUCAUUUUGUGUGGCACACUGGCAGCACUCCACAUGCUUUUCCUUCUCUACCUGCAUUUCGCCUACCACAAGAUUGUUGAAGGUAUCCUGGACACCCUAGAAGGACCCAAUGUUCCCCCCAUUCAGAGAGUGGCCAGAGAUGUCUCUAAUGCCGCCACUGUUGUGAAUUCCACUGUGAAGUCUGUAGCCGCAAUCAUACACUCACGUUAAUCACUUGUUCUGAUGCUUUUCUCUUUGGACAAGGAAACUGGUUUGGGUGAAAAUGAACUGUGCACAGGAGAGUAACAAAGGGAAUUCAUAUCUAGCACCGUAGCUAGGCUUCAGUCCAGCUAUCAGUUAAAUAUAACCUGUAUGACACGAUGACCCACACAAGUUAUGGUCAUUUGAUGGCAUAAUUUGAUCUUGACCUGACUAUGCUUAGACAACAAAGUUUGCCAAACCAUUCGCUAUCAUCUCUGUACAUGGGUCUUAACUAUCAUAGUUCCCUGAGAUCAUCUGCUGUUGGGAAAAACCUUGUUGGGUAACAGAACAAUUGACUCCAAGUUGCUUUUAUUGGCAUUGGACACAUAAUUGCUUGUAUAAAAUGGCAACACUAAAGACUCAAUUGUGUAAGUAAAGUGCCCUGAACUUUGCCUCAUCUGAGUGAUUUAAAGGUUUUAAAUAGGGGCUAGCACUUGGCCUUUGUAACAGGGUGAAUUUUAUUUCACAGUUUUAUUUCACAGUUUUAUAAACAUGCCUAAUAUUGGACUUUUCUAACUGUUGGAAUUUGUGAGAAAAAUAAGAGGAGCUACUAUUGCAAAUAUGAUUCUUGUUAGGACAGUGCUAUUUAUUAUGAUAUUAAUGCUAUUGAGAAAUUAUAAUAUCCUAUACCCUGCACCUUCCAUAGAUGUUGUAACCUUUACUUUAAAUUUAAUUGGAUUAUACAGCGCCCUCCACAAAUAUUGGUGCCCUUGGUAAAUAUGAGCAAAGAAGGCGGUCAAAAGUGUCUUUAUUGUUUAACCCUUUGAUCUUUUGUUAAAAAAAAUCACACAAAUACUCUGCAAUUGUUUGAUAUACAUGAGAGCAAACACAACACAGGUUUAUCCAAACAAAAUAUAUCUUUGUUAAAUGUAGGUGUGCAACAAUUAUUGGCACUCUUUUAGUCAGUACUAUGUGCUGGCUCCCUUUGCCAAGAUAACAGCUCUGAGUCUUCUCCUAUGAUGCCUGAUGAGGUUGGAGAAUACAUGGCAAGUGAUCUGAGACCAUUCCUCCAUACAGAAUCUCUCCAGAUCCUUCAAAUGUUGAGGUCCACGCUGGUGGACUCUCCUCUUCAGUUCACCCCACAGGUUUUCUAUGUGUUUCAGGUCAGGUCACCUUGAUUUUGUGAUCAGUAAACCAUUUUGUGUUGAUUUUGAUGUAUGUUUUAGAUCAUUGUCUUGCUGGAAGAUCCAACCACAGCCCAUUUUAAGCUUUCUGGCAGAGGCAGUCAUGUUUUCAUUUAAUAUCUGUUGAUAUUUGAUUGAGUCCAUGAUGCCAUGUAUCCUAACAAAAUGUCCUGGUCCUCUGGCAGAAAAACAGCCCCAAAACAUUAAAGAGCCACCACCAUAUUUAACCGUGGCCAUGAGGUACUUUUCCAUAUGGCUACCUCUCUGUGUGCACCAAAACCACCUCUGGUGUUUAUUGCCAAAAAGCUCUAUUUUGGACCAUAGAACCCCAUUUGAAGUUCCAGUAGUGUCUGGCGAACUGAUGCUCGAGUUUGUUUUUGGAUGAGAGUAGAGGCUUUUUUUCUUGAAACCCUUCCAAACAACUUGUGGUGAUGUAGGUGACUUUGGAUUGUAGUUUUGGAGACUUUCUGACCCCAAGAUGCAACUAACUUCUGCAAUUCUCCAGCUGUGAUCCUCGAAUCAUCCUCUUCACAGUGCGUUGAGACAAUAUAAACACGUGCAAUUCCAGGUUGAUUCAUGAUAUUUCCAGUUGACUGGAACUUCUUAAUUAUUUCCCUGAUGGUGGAAAUGGACAUUUUCAAUGCUUGUGCUAUAUUCUUAUAGCCAGUUCCCAUUUUGUGAAGCUCAACAACCUUUUGCCGCACAUCACAGCUAUAUUCCUUGGUCUUACCCAUUGUUAUGAAUGACUAAGGGAAUUUGGCCUAUGUUACUUCAUGUUUAUACCCCUGUGAAACACGAAGUCAUAGUUGAACAAUUUCCUGUUCCUAGUCACACAGGUAUACUAAAAAAAAAAAAAUAUCAAUGGGAAUAUACUUCAAAUAUAUUUUUCUCAUAUGAAUUCAUAGGGGAGACAGUAAUGGUUGAACACAUAUAUUUAACAAAGACAAAAGAUCAAAAGGUUAAACAACAGACAAUUUUUCCACAGCCUUCUUUGCUCAUAUUUACCAAGGGUGCCAAUAUUUGUGGAGGGCACUGUACAUAUGCAGUUGUAACUGAAAAUUGAGACACUGUUAUUUAAUUAGUCAUUCUAGCUAAAUAUCCCUGAUAUUUGUCUAGUUUACCCACACAAGGGUCAUUUCUGGUUGAUAAACCUUAGUUUCAUUGAUUCUAAAAAAAAAAAAACAAACAAACAAAAAACAGGUGGUUGGUUGGGGAUACAUCUUUGAGAGAAUUCGAAAUCCAUAAUUAAUGAUGUCUAAAUAAAUCUGCUUAUACUGCAAAUUUAGCAUUUGCAGCAGAUAUUCUGCAGAAGUACUGCAGAUCUUGGAGGUCUACUGAAAAUGAAAUCUAUAAAACUUGCUGGGUUUUUUUGGGUUGGUUUUUUUUUGUACUUUUUAUUUGGUCAAAGAAAAAAAUGUUUAUUGUUCUAAAAGAUUUUUAAAUAUCGUUUGUUAACUUCACAACUUCUUCAUUUUCCAAAAUCCCAAAUUUGAUUAAUAAUAGAGAUAUGAAACAUUAGGACUAAGAAAUUGUAAAAUGGUUACAUAGAUUGUGGCACAAAGUGACUUGCCACCAAAUUGAAGCUUUUUUUUCCCAAGAAGAAAAAUAUGGUCAAUUCCCUUAUUGUACUUUCUACUUUGAGCAGAAAUGUAUUUAGUAUGAGCAGUUUCAUGAUGCAGAUAUGCACCAAUCAUUUUUUUUUAUUAAUUCCUUUGUGUAAUUUUAAAAAAAUCUGAUUUAUUUAAACCGUCAUGUACUCCUUCUUAGAUUACUUGGAGGAACUGUGGGUGUGAGAUUAUGGAUAUCAAUAUGUGCUCAUUAUUUUGUCUUGGACAUGUGGACUUUGUAUUUAUAGGGUUGCUGUACAGAGAAAAUUUAGAAUAAAAGUAAUGUAUUAAAACAA
Molecule: messenger RNA, 4295 nt
Organism: Ictalurus furcatus (blue catfish)
Lineage: Eukaryota; Metazoa; Chordata; Actinopteri; Siluriformes; Ictaluridae
Gene: yipf3
Product: Yip1 domain family, member 3
Exons: 9
Coding region: 210-1238 (342 amino acids)
Cellular component (GO): Golgi apparatus
Source: RefSeq, a predicted model, not a curated record